UCCCAGAAGCCCUUGCUCUCCCAGAGGCAUUUUCCAAGCCCCGGAUUUCAGGACCCGCGCUUGCUUUUAAAGUCACUUCCGUACCGCCUCUCUCACAUCUUCCAUGCUUCCGGCACCUGUGGCGGGGACCUCGGCCUCUCGUGGCCUCCGCCGUGCCCCCGAGGAGGAGGCGAUGGCCCCCGGAGUGACGGCCCGGCGCGGCCAGGAAUCAGUGAGAUUGCAGGAUGUGACCGUGGAAUUCACCUGGGAGGAGUGGAUGUACUUAAACCCAUCUCAGAAGAAAUUGUACAGGGAGGUGACGCUGGAGAACUAUAGGAAUUUGGCCUCUUUGGGAUUUGCAGUUUCUAAACCAGAUGUGAUUUACCAAUUGGAAAGAAACGAAGAAACUUGGAUGCCAGAGGCAGAUAAUCCAAAACACAGCUAUCCAGGGAGCAAAGAAUUUACUGGAGAAAAAUCUUAUAAAUGUAGUGCAUGUGGGAAGACCUUCAAGAGUAAGACACAACUUACUGUACAUCAGAGUAUUCAUACUGGGAAGAUUCUUUAUACAUGUAAGGAGUGUGGAAAGGCUUUCAUCUACAAUUCAGAACUUAGUCUACAUCAGAGAAUUCAUACUGGAGAGAAACCUUAUGAAUGUAGUGAAUGUGGGAAGGCCUUCAAUAGGAAGUCACAUCUUACUGUACACCAGAGAAUUCAUGUUGGACAGAAAUUUUACAAAUGUAGUAAAUGUGCUAAGACAUUCAGGCACAAGACACAAUUUACUGUACAUCAGAGUAUUCAUAAUGGAAAGAUUCUUUAUGAAUGUAAGGAGUGUGGAAAGGCUUUCAUCUACAAAUCAGAAUUUAUUCUACAUCAGAGAAUUCAUACUGGAGAGAAACCUUAUGAAUGUAGUGAAUGUGGCAAGGCCUUUAAUAGGAAGUCACAUCUUACUGAACAUCAGAGAAUUCAUAGUGGAGAGAAACUUUAUGAAUGUAAUAAAUGUGGGAAAGCCUUCAGGCAUAGGACACAAUUUACUGUGCAUCAGAGUAUUCAUACUGGAAAGAUUCUUUAUGAAUGUAAAGAAUGUGGGAAAGCUUUCAUCUACAACUCGGCACUUAUUUUACAUCAAAGAAGUCAUACUGGAGAGAAACCUUAUGAAUGUACUUUAUGUGAGAAGGCCUUUAGCAGUAAGACACAACUUACAGUGCAUCAAAGUAUUCAUACCGGAGAGAAACCUUAUGAAUGUAGUGAAUGUGGAAAGGCCUUCAGAAAUAAGAAACAACUUACUGUGCAUCUCAGAGUUCAUCCUGGAAAGAUUCUUUAUGAAUGUAAAGAAUGUGGGAAGGCUUUCCACUACAAUUCAGAACUUAUAAAACAUCAAAGAAAUCACAUGCAAGAGAAACCAUAUGAAUGUGGUGAAUGUGGGAAGGCCUUCAGUAGGAAGUCACAUCUUACUGUGCAUCAAAGAAUGCAUACUGGAGAGAAACCAUAUGUAUGUAGUGAAUGUGGGAAGGCCUUUAGGAGGAAAACAUAUCUCAACAUGCAUCAGAGAAUCCAUAAUGGAGAGAAUCCUUAUGGAUGCAAGGAAUGUGGGAAGGCUUUCCCUCUGAAGUCAUAUCUUAGAAAACAUCAAAGAAAUCAUAGAGUAGAGAAACCUUAUGAAUGUGGUGUUUGUAGUAAGGCCUUCAAUAAGAAAUCAUAUCUUACGGUCCAUCAAAGAAUUCAUACUGGAGAGAAACCUUAUCAUUGUAGUGAAUGUGGAAUGGCCUUCAGGAGUAAGGCACAUAUUACUGUGCAUCAGAGCAUUCAUACUGGAGAGAAACAUUUUGAAUGUAAGGAGUGUGGGAAAGGUUUCUUUUACAAUUCAGAACUUAUUACACAUCAAAGAAUUCAUACUGGGGAGAAACCUUAUGAAUGUAGUGUAUGUGGAAAGGCCUUCAAUAAGAAGUCAAAUCUUACCGUGCACCAGAGAAUUCAUAGUGGAGAAACACCUUAUGAAUGUAGUGAAUGCAGGAUGGCUUUUAGGGUUAAGAGACAACUUACUCAGCAUCAAAGAAUGCAUACUGGAGGGAAGCCUUAGGAAUAUAAUUAAUGUGGGAAGGUGUUAGGAGGAAGCCUUAACUCAUUAUGUAUCAGAAUUCAUACUGGUUAGAAUCCUUAUGAAUGGAAAGUAUGUGGGAAAGUCAUUUCUUAGAAAACUUGCAAGAAAUGAUAGAAUAGAGAAAUCUUAUAGAUGUAUUUGUAUAUGAGAGGGCCUUCCACAGAAAGUUAUAUCUUAUUGUGCAUCAGAAAAUUCAUACUGGAGAGAGACCUGGAGAGAAUGUAGUGAAUGUAGAAAAUACAUUAGACAGAGGAUACAACUUUAUGUCCAUUACAGAAUUUAUAUUUGAGAGUUUCCUCAUGAAUGUAAAGUGUGUGAAGAUCACCACAGUUUGGAUUUUAUUAUAUA
Sarcophilus harrisii (Tasmanian devil) is the source of this 2425-nucleotide messenger RNA. RefSeq names its product zinc finger protein 420. The record is from RefSeq and is a predicted model, not a curated record. Bases 104 to 2056 code for a protein of 650 amino acids. Gene Ontology annotation, molecular function: DNA-binding transcription repressor activity, RNA polymerase II-specific. Gene Ontology annotation, biological process: negative regulation of transcription by RNA polymerase II. The transcript has 5 exons. NCBI's taxonomy places the organism in Eukaryota, Metazoa, Chordata, Mammalia, Dasyuromorphia, Dasyuridae.